CCGUGUGCCUCUGCAGCGGCGGUCGACGCCUAUUUUUAUCUGCGCACAUCUCUCGUUAUCUGCAGUCCGCUGUCUCUCGUUUUCCCUUUUCUGUCUGCCUCGUUCACUUCCACGUUUGCGCAUAGCCGUUUAUUAUUUCUCGAAAAUGACUCCGUUCUCGAAACGUACAUGCAGUUGUCCUUAUACAUCGAUAAAUCCAGAGUUUCCCCCUUCGCGAGGCAUCUCCUCUCCGGCUCGCUUUUAAACUGGAUACCCCCUUUUUCUGAGCCUCGGAGCGGGCGGACAGCCGGUAAGCUGCAAUAAGUUAGAGGGAGGAACCAGGCGUUUCCGGGCGCACUUCUGCCUUUCUAUCCCGCUUCACCUUUCAGCUUUUCUCUACUUCCCUUUUCAAAGGUGUGCGCGUGUGUGUUUUCUUUUUUCGACUUGGCUCAGCUGGUGCGAUACGUGACACGCGACCGGGCUCGCUUCUGUGUACCAUGCAUAGACCGUCUACUUGACUUGUUGAGCUUCUCGCCUGUGUGUACGAAUUAUCCCGAGAUUCGUUAUAAAUUUAUUCGAUGCUCGAAUAGUAUUAUCCAAGCCUUGAUAAAUUAAGAGGGCAUCGAGUGGAGAUGUAAAAUGUGCUUACCAAGACAUUUCAAGAAAUUUCGAAUUUUCGCUUCGCACGAAAGCGAAAACAAGCGACGAUAACAUAAUGAUCACGACACAUAAUAAACCGAGAGCUUACGCAGACACGAAGUCGUGGAAAAACAGAGACAUGCAUUAUCGUUACUAUACUUCAUACCAUUUACUUGACUUCGUUUCUAGCAGAUAAAGACGAAAUUUCGAAGCUCUUAAAAAUCGAUUUGAAAUUCGAAAAAAUCGUCAAAGUCAUAAGCGCGUAGACGGCGUAGAUUUAAAUCUGCGCUUCGUGCGUCUGCUUUAAAUUUCUCCAAAGAGCGAGAGAGCCAACGGCCCCGGAACGUCUUCCCGUUUUUUCCUCUUCCCCUCUCGUCGUAUGUCGCUUCCUUCCGAUACGCGGGCACAUACACACAUACAGACACGUGACCGGCUAAAGCGGUGGCACGCGACAGAGAUCGAGCGAACGCUCGCUGAUGCGACGGGGGCACGACGACGUCCCGAGAGGCUAUAUUUAAAGACUCGCAGAAGCGAUGCGCUCGGAAGAUAAUUGCGAGAAAAAUCGUUUGUUGAUGUGGGUUUGGCAUUUUUUUCAAGUACGCGUCGUUUAGAACUCUAUUACAAGCGCAGCAUCUUUCAAUAAUGCGACUACAACGCGAUGUACAGUCACGAUUGUCAUUAUUUUUCACCGAUUGCUCCGUCUACUAAAAAGCAGCAGGAAUUGCGCUCGUCGCGAGUCAGCCACGCCCACGCGUGUGCAAACCAGCGCGAAGAGCAGAAAUGAGCUUGCGAGCUUUGUCGAAUCGUUAGGUGGCCGGACGCGGCUUGCGCGAAAAGCACGAGCGAGAGGGUAUUAGAGAGAUUUGCGUCAGCGCGCGAGAGGCUUUAUUUUCGGACGGGCCGACGAUGUAUAGAGAGAGAGAGAGAGAGAGAGAGAGAGAGAGAGAGAGAGAGAAAGGCUUGCGCCGAAAACGUGACACCUGUUUGCUCUCGAUGAGCUUUCCUUUAUUUUUCGCUGUCGCUUGUUUUCCCGUUUAUCGCAACCGUUCGCUCUUCCGAGCAUUAGAAUCGAAAAGCUCAAACAGUUGGCUCGCACUCCAUGCUCGAGGUCUCUAAAGUCCCGAGAAAUCACGUGUGCGCUCGUAAAAUUCCCCCGCGAACGCGGAGCCUCGUCGAUUGAUCAUCAACAGACAAAUCGCUUACGUAAGCUUCGCCAAAGCUUUACAAUGUACGCCCGAGCUUUUGACGUUAUACAACCCGUAACACCGUCUCAGCAAACAAACAAAGGCUCGGGCGUCUUAUGCAGAUCCCCGGAAAAAUUUUCAUAAGCUCCUGGCGGCACUUGGCGCAGAUUCACGCGCGCGCGCGCGUUCUUAAAAGCCGUACAUGCGAGAGCCGAAGAAGCAGGUUGCGGCUCGAGCGGUGGUUUCUCUAUAACACUCUCUCUCUCUCUCUCUCUCUCUCUCUCUCUCUCUCUCUCUCUCUCUCUCUCUCUCUUUCUCUCUGGCCAGACGCCAGUCGUUCGCGGGUCGGAUUUAGCCCCGCAACGCUGACUAAGCCGCGAGGCAUUCAUUCAAUCGCGGCUUCUAGAGCUCGAUACGCUAUAUGCCGGGCCAAGCGGCUCGCGAGCUUUGAGCUUUCGGCCGAGCGCACGCUAAGUGGUAGUUGCGCGCGCGCAAACUCGAGUCAAUGAGACUAUUUUUCGAUUUAUAUGCGCUUCCUCGCGGUUUUUCGAUCACGGGAGGGGGACUAUAUACGAGCUUUCUUUUGGUCGUCGGGCCGAGUAUGCUGAACUCGCGCGAAUCUCGGAAAUGUCCCUCGUCGCGUUGGCUGUAUACACACAACGUGUUUGAAAGCGUCGAAAGUAAGUCAUCUGGAGUCGCGAUGAAUCAUGUAUUCGCUGUUUUUUUUCGACGCUGGUGCGGUGAAUAUCGUUUUAAUGGCUUCUUGUUCUUCCAUCUGAUUAUUCCUUCUAAGACGAUGUCGUGUUGAACAUAUUGCAAACGGUAUUACUGGCACCCAUAAUACAUAAAAAUACGCAACAACAGUCAUGAUAAAAUAUAUCCUGAAAACGACAUCAUAGCGAGUGUUGGAACAACGCCGCGAAGCAAAGCCAUAAGGAGUAGAGAGUAAAAAGAGUGAAAGCCGAGGCACACACGGGAGCGAAAUCACACGUCAAUCCAGAAAAUCCGAGUAUCCGCCGCCGAGUGGCGAGCGGCGCACAUUAUGGCACGGCCGGCGGUUCCUUGCUUUACUCCUCGCGCAAAAAGGGCGGAGGCGGCGAAAAUAGAACGCGUCGCCCGCCGUGCGAGAAACGCAAUUUCCUCAGCGACGUGUACAUACAUGUCGCGUGUGUACGUACGUACUUGACGAGGGGCGAGUUCGUAUGCUGCACUAUACUCGAUAAAUCUCGAGUUUCUGUGGACGAGUGUUUUGUUAAUGUGAUCAGCGAAUACGCGAUCGCAAUGAACACAUUUUUCGUUGCGUGUGUUGAAACUUCAACUUCAAUACGUGUGCGAGCUCCUUCCGAGCACGUGUGCGCGCGCGAGAAUUUUCUCAUAGAAAUUUUUGAGAUGAUGGAAAUUCUCACGUCUCUGUAAUACGAUAAAGUGGUUUACAACGGGACUGAUGAAAAAUGUCGCAUUAUUUUUGUUUUCUACAAAAUUUUAUGCAAAUUCGGCUACUGUAGGAGGAUUUUUAAUGCACGACAGAUGACAUUUGGUUCACAGUGACAAUUAUUGUCUGCCGAUGCGCUAAAGUAUCGAAAUUUACGGCGCUUCACAAAUGUCUCUCGAGUAUCCGAAAACGAUCAUCAGCAGCUCGACUCUUGGCUGGGAAAAUCUAGCAGGCAGUCCGUGCGUGUUUCCAGAAAUAUUGUCCAUCUUUCACACUUCGAAGCAGCGCUGACUUAUCCUGUACACAUAAUGUAGUGUUGGAAAACCCGCUUUUCUUUCAAGCGCGACAUUAUUUUAAGUAAACCGUGCCACGUCGAAAAUAAUGGUUAUAUUUUUACAAAACGUGUGUAUAACAAACCCACAAUAUAUCGUUCGAUUUCGCAAAUUCGCAAUCUCAACGAGAACCUGCACAACACCCCCUCGAUGCUCAAAGUCCAAAAAAAGAAAUGCCUCCGAUAGCCGUACAAUACACACCCGCAGAGAAAAAGUGCACGUGCUCUCUCUCUCUCUCGCUCUCUCUCGCUCUCUCUCGCGCACAGCCGGCACCAUAUCGUACCUAUAUGUGCAUACAACCACACGCAUGGCAUAGAGACGCCCGGCAGCUGAACGGUGGCGGCGGCGGCGGCGGCGGCGGCGGCGGCUGCGGCAAAGGGGACGAGAGACGAAAAUCUCGAAAGAGGAAGGGAGGCUGCGCGCCGCUCGCACACGGCGGCUAUAUGUAGCCCCGACUUGACGGCGCGGCCACUACUGCGCCCCAGAGCUGCGAGGCGUGCGUAUCGUCGUCGUUGCUCGAGUUCUCUGUGCUACUGUUAUAUCCAAGCGACCGGUAUAUACAUAGGGAGGGAAAAGAUCGGUUUGUGAAAUCGGCGGACUUUUUGUAUACAGUGGAAUGAAGAGAGUGUGAUUACCGCCGAUUUUGUUGAGACCGUUACACGAUCGGUAUAAACGCAUAGGCGAAGGAGCUUGUCGAAGAAGCUAGAGGAGGAGAGAUGCCGAGAGCUUUUCUCAUCACGAGGCGCCGGUACAAUGGCACCGGCGAGUUCGAAGAAAUCGGCAGGGAAUACAGUCCAGAGCGCGGUGUGCGUCUAGCCGAGUACGGCGGUGGCCAGCAGCCGACAUCCGACGGGGCGAGCGAGUGCGGCAGCGAGAGCUCAAGCGAGUGCCCCGAGGAGCUCUACAACUUGACCAAACUGGCGGAGGUGAGCUUGGCCGCCGCGGCCGGUACGCUGGUCCAUCCGGCGACGAACGUGUACCAUCAGAGACCGGCACCUCUGCCGGCGUCGCAGCAGCGGCUCUUCUUCGAGAGGAUGGAGGCCGAGAACCAGCAGCUUCACGAGCUCAAGUCCUGCAGGAGGGCCGGGGAGCGCCAGAGAUUCCCGGCUCCGUUCAAUCAGAACGGCGUGCAACACAUGACGACGAUGGACAUCGUGGCGACGCCGGCGCAGGCUCAGAACCCCAUGCUGGAAGGCCAGCACCAGAACUCGGGCCAGCAGGCGCAGGACGGCGCCGAGGAGCACGAGUGCCCCGACUGCGGCAAAAAGUACUCGACCUCCUCGAACUUGGCCAGGCACCGUCAGACCCACCGGUCCCUCGGCGACAAGAAGGCCCGGCGCUGUCCUCACUGCGACAAGGUCUACGUCAGCAUACCAGCCUUCAGCAUGCACGUGAGGACCCACAACCAGGGCUGCAAGUGCCACUUCUGCGGCAAGUGCUUCUCCAGGCCUUGGCUGCUCCAGGGACACAUUCGGACUCAUACUGGCGAGAAGCCCUUCAAGUGCACGAUCUGCAACAAGGCCUUCGCCGACAAGUCCAACCUGCGCGCUCACAUUCAGACCCACUCGAACACGAAGCCGCACGUCUGCGGCCGCUGCGGCAAGGCUUUCGCCCUCAAAUCCUACCUGUACAAACACGAGGAGUCCUCCUGCAUGCGCUCGCACCACCAGAAGCGCGAGACGUCCGUCAGUCCGACCUCCUCCUCCUCCUCCUCCUCCUCCUCCUCCUCCUCGUCGCCGAGGACGAUCUCGUCAUCGCCUUCGUCGUCCUACCCCACGAGCGUCAUCGUCCCACCGCGCGGUAACCCCGUGACUCAACCCCAGCAGCAGCAGCAGCAGACUCCAAACUCGGCCUUCUCGGCGAUAAUCAGACACACGGGUGUCGAGCCGGACGUCGAGGCUCAGAGGAGCAGAGACCUGCUGUCCCGGAUGGUCAUCAGGACGUCCGUCAUAUCGCCGAACCCCGAGCAUCUCGCAGCGAGGAAGAUCGCGGCGCCGUUGCAGCCGCCGCAUCAUCAACAGCAACAGCCGGCGAAUCAUCAGGUCUUCGAUUUCAACGAUCCACAAAGGCUCUCCGCGUUCUCCAGGCCACAGUCGAUGACUCUGAACCUGGCGAUCGCCUGAUCGUUCGCCGAUUGCUUGGAUUUCGCCUGAACGAUCUUUACCGAUUUUUCGAUUUCGCGUACAAAGCUCAGGAUUCGAGAAAAAUUGGACUUUUUUAUACUCGUGCGCACGAAAUCGAAAGGUGUAUUUUUAACGAUGUUUCUGGUAAAUAUGAAUCGGAAAAGCAAUCGAAAGGUCCCGCGAGCGCAAAGUGCGGUUGCAUAAUUCUCAAUCCGGUUUUCCGCGUAUCAGUCUAAAUUUGUGAUCCAAAACGUAUGCACGUAUAUCACACACACACACACACACGUUCUCCACUCACUAGCAAGAGACGUUAUUCCAAAUGUGUAUAAAUAUAUACGUUUAUAUAUCUUUUCCUACUAGGGACCAUCUGUAGAGAGUACAGUACAUACAUAUAGCAAUAAACGUUAGCUUAAUAAGUCACCAAGUGCCUGUAUGCGUAUAUAAUAAAAUCCGCGCGUCGAUAACGCGAAACUGCAUUAUGCAUACACGAAUACUUGUAAAUAAAUAUCGCGAGCGUUCGCGUUGAACGCUGAGCCCGAUUCUCAGAGUGCCAUCUAAAAUUAAGUGCAUAGCGAAUAAUAACCAAUGCCCGUGCCACGGCAGCUACAAAGUCGCAUCUCCGUGUAAAUACCGAAUGCAAAUUAUAUGAGUUUUUAUCUUCACUAUGUCUUCAUACUACGCAAUAGAGUAUGCAUCGCUGUUACAUCUAUCUUCUUCUCUUUAAAGUGUUAUCGUUUACCUCUUCUUUUAUCUUCUUUUUAUAAUACCGACGUCGCCCUCGCCGGCGACUCGACCGAGUGUGUGAGCUAGUCGAACUCGUCUUGCGAUUAUCUUUCGAUGCCAAAAUCGUCCAAAGUUUGACUCUGCCAAUGGAAAUUUAAGGAAAAAAAAAUCGCGUCCGAGGCUGCGCGCGACUUUUCGCUCAACAAGCCUCUAUACAGCUACGAUACCAAUGUUUAAUGUUAACUUUCUUGCGACGACUCCAAAACGUGUACACGCUAUUUGUAAAUAUAUACUGUUAUGGUAUCGGUAUCACGUGUCGCGGAUCGUCGCUUUUAUUUUUUAUUAUACGUUAUGUAACUGUCGACCGGCGAAUAAGGAUGAGGCAUGCGAUCGAAGCGCGUGGAUGCAUAUAAGAUUCCGCGACGCAGUAUCGCGAGAUGGAGGCAGUUUUGAGUUUAAGAGUGUGCUAGAUUUUUAAGCUUUUUGAGUUUACCCAUUCGCCAGGCGACAAACGCCCGCGCGAGUGUGCGGAGUGUGUGGCUGCCUGCGUUUAUCCUAGUCAUCGUAACGAAGAAUAGCGCCUUGAGCAACUUUUGUUUUCUGGAACUGUGUACUUACGAAUUGUCCUUACGCAAAAAACGACGAUUGAAGCGAUUGGUUCUCUGUAAAGUUUCUUGUUAAAUUGGUAUAAAAUGGAAUGUAAUUUUGUUAAAGGUGUAUAAACCAGAAGUUUUAAAAAGCUAAAUUCUUGUACUGUAUGAAAAUUAUAGUUAAACCGGUUAGACAAACGAUUUCCUUACGAUAUAUUAUGCUGACUGUAAGUGAUAAGAUAACUUUUCUAUAAUGAACUGUAAAUAGCAUUCCCUAUACUUAAUUAUCUUAUAGCUGUUAGCGCAACGUUAUUUUAUAAGUUUUUAUUCAACUGUAUAUUAAUGGGCUUUGACAUCAUGCACAAGUCGAUACUUUCACCCUUGCCUGCUCGACCUGUAAUUUACAGAGUGCCUAUAUAUACAUAUACACAGAUUUUUACGACUAUUUUCAGUACAUUUUGUGAGAAGAGUCUAAUGUCUUUAAAUAAAGAAACAUUAUAUAAGAUA
Nasonia vitripennis (jewel wasp) is the source of this 7509-nucleotide messenger RNA. Its product is annotated as zinc finger protein 135. Gene Ontology annotation, molecular function: RNA polymerase II cis-regulatory region sequence-specific DNA binding; DNA-binding transcription factor activity, RNA polymerase II-specific. Bases 4283 to 5689 code for a protein of 468 amino acids. Gene Ontology annotation, biological process: regulation of DNA-templated transcription. Lineage: Eukaryota; Metazoa; Arthropoda; Insecta; Hymenoptera; Pteromalidae. The transcript has 4 exons. The record is from RefSeq and is a predicted model, not a curated record.